Messenger RNA from Cyprinodon variegatus (sheepshead minnow), 2455 nucleotides. It is a transcript of the gene stk16, whose product is annotated as serine/threonine kinase 16. The coding region runs from base 151 to 1068 and encodes 305 amino acids. Lineage: Eukaryota; Metazoa; Chordata; Actinopteri; Cyprinodontiformes; Cyprinodontidae. Gene Ontology annotation, molecular function: protein serine/threonine kinase activity; ATP binding. The record is from RefSeq and is a predicted model, not a curated record. The transcript has 8 exons. Gene Ontology annotation, biological process: protein phosphorylation. Gene Ontology annotation, cellular component: Golgi apparatus; cytoplasm.
GUGUGUUUUCAGGCGCUGUUUGCUCAUCGCUCAACGGACUGUUGAGCUCAAGAAGAAGAAGAUUAGCUUAAAAUAUACCAGCUAGCUUAUGUGUUAAGGAAGAUGAGUUGGUUCAUUUAAAGCUUUUGGCAAAACAAUGUACCAGUCAGCAUGGGACAGGCCCUGUGUAUAUGCGCUCGUGGCUCCCUCACCAUUGAUAACAAAAAAUACUACUUUGUCCAGAAAUUGGACGAAGGUGGGUUCAGCUACGUUGAUUUGGUUGAAGGAGCAAAGGAUGGAAGAUUCUACGCUCUGAAGAAGAUCUUAUGUCAUGACCGCCAGGCUCGCCAGGAGGCUCAGACUGAGGUGGAAAUGCAUCAGAUGUUUAAUCAUCAGAACAUCUUAAGCCUGGUUGCAUACGCCUUUGUUGACAGCGGAGGCAAAACCGAAGCCUGGCUCCUUCUGCCGUACAUUAGAAAGGGAACCCUGUGGUCUGUUUUGGAGAAACUAAGAGACAAGGGGAGCUUAAUGCCUGAGAACCAGAUUUUAAAAAUCCUCCGUGGAAUCUGCUCUGGUUUGAAGGCUAUUCAUGACAAAGGCUAUGCCCACAGGGACCUAAAACCUACAAAUGUGCUUCUGGAUGAGGAUGACAGGCCCGUUUUGAUGGAUCUGGGUUCAAUGAACCGUGCUAGAAUUGAGGUGAAGGGAUCCAGAGAAGCAAUGACUGUACAGGACUGGGCCGCACAACGAUGCACAAUUUCCUACAGAGCUCCUGAGCUCUUUAAUGUAGAGAGUCACUGCAUUAUAGAUGAGCGCACUGAUAUUUGGUCGCUGGGCUGCGUGCUGUACUGCAUGAUGAUGCUGGAGGGCCCAUAUGAUAUGAUAUUCCAGAAGGGGGACAGCGUUGCUUUGGCUGUCCAGAAUCCAGUUAAAAUCCCAGUGACUUGCAGAUACUCAGAGGGUCUCCAGAUGCUGCUGAGCUCCAUAAUGGUUUCGAAUCCUCAGGAGCGACCAAACAUCGGUUGGGUUCUGGAUCAGGUACAGGACCUGCAGAGCCGCAGCCCGAACACUCAGACCAACAUGGUCUGAUUCCAGCUUGGUGCGCUUUAUUAGAACCAUGGACUCUUCACCAGCUUCAGCACAGCUUCGCUUUAAUUCCAGCUUCAAGUGUCACCUUUUAUUUGUUCUUUUAGAGUGCAAAAUAGAUAUUAUUUUUAUGUAUCAUCUGCCCUUUACCUUUUUUAAGUAUAAUCCUUAUGGAGCAAGAUCAAAUAUGCCUUAAACUGUUUCACACCUUGAAGUGCAAUGCUUCACCUUCUUGUUUGCAUUAAGAAAAGGGACAUUUUUCUCUCUGAAAAGUUACUCAAGGCGAUAAAUAUUUCAUGUUUCUCUGAAACCCUCAGCCCUUUAGUUUAGUUCUGCAAGCUAUGCUCUUCUUACACUUUGAACUAAUUUGUGGUUGAGGAUUCAAUAGCCGUAUUUCUGGUAAAUAUAAAUAAUAUAUCGAUAAAUUAAGUGCAUGAAUUCUUUGUUUAAUACACUCACCUAGCUUACUCGUAAUUCUGAAACGCCUGUCAUAAUUUUGGCUCCUGAAACUAUUAAAUUGGGGGGGGAAAAAACAGCUAAAGCUGUUUACAUUUCUACUUUUAAAUUUAUAAUUUAAACUUCAAGGCCUGCAGCUGCUUACACUCUCUGCCCGUCGAUGAUUGCUGUAUUGUAAUGUUUAAAACCAAAACUAUGCCUGCGUAGGUGAAAUCAGCAGCCAACUGAUUGUAUUAAUUAAUGGCCUUUUAUUUCCUUCCCUUUCCUGAGUAACAGCUGCUGUAGAUGUUAUUGUGGAGGCCUGAGAAUUAGAUAAAAAAUUCUCUCUAACAUCUGUUGAGUUAAAAAAGAAGAUCUUGUUUUCUGGUGAAUGUUCUUCUAAUUAUUAUUUUCCAUAUUAAUAUAGUAAGAAAAUGUUGAGUUAAAAAAACCCUUCCCAAACAUUCCAGUAAAUAAAUUAUGCCUGAGUUUAGCACGUAGUUUAGCAUGUAAAGCUGCAUCCUCAUCUCUUUUAUAAACCAAUGCAGUUUUUUAUCGCAUGCUCUUAGGUUUAGCUGAAGUUACCAGUACAGUAGUAUCAUUCAUUCUGACUCUUUUUAAGGUUCAUUGCCUGAAUCACAGAGAUAAAAAUAAUUAGACCAAAGGCGGGCAUCAUUCUGAUCACACAGAUUCUUGGAUUCGGUAAUCCCUUAGGAAACUUGUGUUGAUGGUACGUAAAGGUGCUGCUGUUAAUGUUAUUGCAGGAUGAUACUUUUCCUUUUUUUCAGUAGUUUUAAUAUUUAUGGUGAUGUUUUUAAUUGGUUUAGUAGUUUUGCAUUCCAGCAUUGCUUGUUCAGUUUUGGUUUCUUCAUGUGUUUGACACGUCUGGUUCUCUCAGGAUACGCUAACAUCUCAGAAGAUCCACAUUAGAAAACAGUACCUAUAGGUUUCCUGG